GAAUUUCUCGUUAGUCCAAAGCAGUCCAAAGUGAUACAAGAUACAUCGCGGACUUUACUUCAUUUUUGAGGAGCCGUUCUUCCUAAUUAGUCUUCGUACUUGGAGAAAUACAAAAUCAUGAAAGUUGUAUUCUUUUUAUUUGUGGCAAUAUGUGCCACAGCACAAGCUGUUUCUUUCUUUGAAGUGGUCAAGGAAGAAUGGACAGCAUUCAAGUCAGAACACUCCAAAUUGUAUAAAUCCGAUGUUGAAGAAAAGUUCAGAAUGAAGAUAUUCAUGGAUAACAAACAUAAAAUUGCUAAACAUAAUACCAAUUAUGAACAGAAAAAAGUUUCUUAUAAGUUAAAGAUGAACAAGUAUGGAGACCUGCUUCAUCAUGAAUUUGUGAAUUUAUUAAAUGGUUUUAACAAAUCGAAAACUAUAAACCAUCCAAGCAUUCUUGGAGCUGCAUUUAUUGAACCAGCAAAUGUACAGUUACCAGAAGCUGUAGAUUGGAGAGAAUUUGGAGCUGUUACAGAGGUGAAGGAUCAGGGUCAUUGUGGUUCUUGUUGGGCAUUUUCAGCAACCGGAGCUCUGGAAGCACAACACUUUAGGACAAAAGGAGUUCUGAUUUCUUUAAGCGAACAAAAUUUAAUUGACUGCAGUGGAAAGUAUGGUAACAAUGGAUGCCAAGGUGGAAUAUUAAAUGCAGCAUUCCAAUAUGUUAAAGAAAAUAAUGGUAUUGAUACAGAGAUAAGUUAUCCAUAUGAAGCGGAGAAUGACAAAUGCAGAUUCAAUCCGAUGAACAAGGGUGCCUCUGAUGUUGGAUACGUGGAAAUUCCUCAAGGAGACGAAGACAAACUCAAAGCAGCUGUUGCUACUAUAGGACCGAUUUCUAUCGCUAUUGAUGCGUCGCGUACAACCUUCCAGUUUUAUUCUGAAGGAAUAUACUAUGAACCUGAGUGCUCUUCAGAAGAAUUGGAUCACGCUGUAUUAGUAGUAGGAUAUGGAACCGACGAAAAUGAGCAAGAUUACUGGUUGGUUAAGAACAGUUGGGGAACAACGUGGGGCGACCAAGGAUACAUAAAAAUGUCUAGGAACAAAGACAAUAAUUGUGGCGUUGCUUCCUCUGCUGUUUAUCCUCUUGUCGGGCCCCAAGGAUAAUUUUAAUACUUUGUAAAUAACUUCAAGGAUAAAAAAGUCUCGAUGAAGAGUACUUCAAUAAGUGAAAUAUAAUGAUUUUCCAUUUACUGGUGAUAACGAAUGUUUGUGUACAUUAUAUUUAAGUUUAUAUUUGUAUUUAAAAGAAACAAAAAUAUAUUUUAUAAAUAUACAAA
Messenger RNA from Dufourea novaeangliae, 1313 nucleotides. It is a transcript of the gene CtsL1, whose product is annotated as cathepsin L. Lineage: Eukaryota; Metazoa; Arthropoda; Insecta; Hymenoptera; Halictidae. Gene Ontology annotation, molecular function: cysteine-type endopeptidase activity. Gene Ontology annotation, cellular component: lysosome. The transcript is spliced from 7 exons. The record is from RefSeq and is a predicted model, not a curated record. Gene Ontology annotation, biological process: immune response. Bases 118 to 1140 code for a protein of 340 amino acids.